Echinops telfairi (small Madagascar hedgehog) is the source of this 3695-nucleotide messenger RNA. It is a transcript of the gene ANKRD35, whose product is annotated as ankyrin repeat domain 35. Gene Ontology annotation, molecular function: actin binding. The coding region runs from base 1 to 2976 and encodes 991 amino acids. The record is from RefSeq and is a predicted model, not a curated record. NCBI's taxonomy places the organism in Eukaryota, Metazoa, Chordata, Mammalia, Afrosoricida, Tenrecidae. The transcript is spliced from 14 exons.
AUGAAGCGCAUCUUCUCCUGCUCCAGCUCACAGGUGUCGGUGGAGAGAUGGAACCGCCGGGACCAGAAGCUGCUGGAGGCAGUGCAGCGGGGGGACGUGGGACGCGUGGCUGCCCUGGCCUCCAGGAAGUCAGCCCAACCCACCAAGCUGGACUCCAACGGCCAGUCCCCGUUUCAUCUGGCAGCCUCUAAGGGCCUGACAGAGUGUCUGACGAUACUGCUGGCCAACGGGGCCGACAUCAACAGCAAGAACGAGGAUGGAAGCUCCGCCCUGCACUUGGCCACCAUCUCCUGCCAGCCACAGUGUGUCAAGGUCCUGCUGCAGCACGGUGCCAAUGAAGAUGCUGUGGAUGCAGACAACCGGAGUCCGCUGCACUGGGCAGCCUCUUCUGGCUGUGCCUCCAGCGUGCUCCUGCUGUGUGACCACGAAGCCUUCCUGGAUGUCCUGGAUAAUGAUGGACGGACCCCCUUGAUGAUCGCCUCGCUGGGUGGUCAUGCAGCUAUCUGCUCCCAACUGCUGCAGAGAGGAGCCCGCGUUAAUGUCCUAGACAAGGAUGACAAAUCAGCUCUGAUCCUGGCUUGUGAGAAAGGCAGCGCCGAAGUUGCUGAGCUGCUCCUGAGCCACGGAGCAGACGCGGGAGCGGUGGACAGCUCCGGGCACGACGCCUUGCAUUAUGCGCUGCACAUGCAGGACAAGACCCUGUGCAGGCUGCUGCGGCAGGCCAUGAACCGGCGUCGUCGGAGAGGUAAGGGCCUUGUUCAACAUCCAGAUCUUGCAUCCCAGACCUCUCCGUCCGAGCCCCAGGUGGGCUCUCCACCUAAGAGCCCAUGGAGAGCAGAGCCUGAGGAGGAGCAGGGGCAAGAGGAGGACGAGGACCCGUGUUCAGAUGAGUGGAGAUGGAAGUGUGAAGAGGAGCGGAGGAGAGUUUCUCAGUUGGAGCAGGAGCUGGUGCGAAAGACAGAAGAAUGUAAGGCUCGGGCUGCAGCCUACCUGGGCUUGGAGAACCAGAUUCGAGAGCAGGUGCAGGAGCUGGGGCUCCUCCUAGCCCAAGAACCUGGAGCCCUGGGAAGGCACGGCUCUGAACUCCGGCCUGGAGGGGACGGAAUGGAGCAGGGUUGUCCCCUAGACCUGCUGGCCGAGCGCAUCCAAGAGCUAAAGAAGCAACAGCAGGUCGCCGCAGCAAACCCAACAUUGACUCCUAAGAAGGUCCAAGAUUCAACCCCAGGAGAAACCCCACACAAAGACCAUGGAAAGUCUCAACCCGAAGAGGUGGGGCCACCACAGAGCCCAAGGUCUGAGACGGUUGGAAAGGCCACUGGACAGCAAGUCACCACCAGUGCGGGACAGCGCCUUGAUCCCAAGCAUUCUGACCAACUGUGUGCUGACCAGGAGAGGCCUCCAGCCCCCGGGGCUGAACCAGCAGGCACUGUGAUGGAACCAGUGGGCUCCUUAGCCAUGAACCAGCUCCUGCUACAACUCCGAGAGGAGCUGGCUGCCGUGUGGCGAGAAAAGGACGCUGCCCGGGGAGCUUUGUCCGGACCGGUCCUGGCGGGAGCCCUGGGGACGCCCCGGGCUGAGGCUGCUGCAGCUGCGUGGGAGAAGAUGGAGGCGAGGUUGGAGCAGGUGCUGGUGAGGUUGGAUAGAGCAAAGGCAGGGCUACAGGUGAAGCCUGAGACCCCUGUCCAGGAGCCCAGGGAGGAAAUCCCACAAGCAACCCCGGGGAGCGUCACCAAAGGGGAGGAAGAGAGGGAGAAGACAGCCCCUGGGGCCCGGGGAGAGCCUCUCGGAGCCCCUGGCGGGGGGCAGGCCCCUCAGGGCCAGCUGGAGAAGGAGGUGUCCGCCCUGAGGCUCAGCAACAGUAACCUGCUGGAGGAGCUGGGCCAGCUCGGCCGGGAGCGGCAGCGGUUGCAGGGGGAGCUGCAGACCCUGAGCCAGCGGCUGCAUCGCGAGUUCGUGCCCAAGCCUGAGGCGCAGGUGCAGCUGCAGCAGUUGCGGGGGAGCGUGGGCCGCCUGACCGAGGAACUGGCCACGGAGAAGGAGGCCACGGAGAAGCUGCGGAAGCGGUUGGCCUCCCAGAGCAGUGGCCUCCGGGGGCUGUGGGAGUGCUUGCCCCCAGACCUGGCGGGCCCGGGGGCGCCCGGGGAGCCCCUGGAGGCGCUGCAGCCCUGCAUCAGCACCCUCGUGGACAGGCACCGCGAGGCCCAGAAGGUGCUGGCUCGCCUGGAGGCGGAAAACCAGCAGCUGCGGGGGACCCAGGCCCGAAGUGGGGGAGCGGAGACCCCCACGGUGCCAGCAGGCCCCCAAGUGGCCGCUCUGGAGCAAGACCUGGGGAAGCUGGAGGUGGAGCUGCGCGCCGUGCAGGCCACGAUGGGCGGCAAGAGCCAGGAGAUCGGCAAGCUGAAGCAGCUGCUCUACCAGGCCACCGAGGAGGUGGCCGAGCUGCGGGCGCGGGAGGCGGCCAGCCUGCGGCAGCACGAGAAGACGCGCGCGUCGCUGGUGGCGCAGGCCCAGGCCUGGGGCCAGGAGCUGAAGGCGCUGCUGGAGAAGUACAACGCGGCCUGCCGCGAGACGGCGCGCCUCCGCGAGGCCGUGGCCGAGGAGCGGCGGCGCGGCCGGGAGCUGGCGGCGCGCGCCGCCGAGCAGGAGCGCCAGAGCAGCCAGGUGCGCGGGCGCUCGCAGCAGUUCGAGAAGACCACCGAGCUGCUCAAGGAGAAGAUGGAGCAUCUCUUCGAGGCUUGCCGGGACAAGGAGGCCAAGAUCAAGGAGCUGUUGAAGAAGCUGGAGCAGCUUUCCGAGGAGGUCCUCGCAGUUCGGGGAGAAAACGCUCGCCUUGCCGUGCAGCUGCAGGACUCUCAGAAGAACCAUGACGAGAUCAUCUCAACAUAUAGGAAUCAUCUGCUGAACGCUGCUCGGGGCUACAUGGAGCAGGAUGUGUACAGCAUCCUCCUGCACAUCCUCAGCAUGCAGGCGGAGUAAGGCAGCUGGGGCCCCGAGGGAUACCGCGUUUCUCAGUUGAAACAGGAACAUCACCGAUUGCCAGACUCCGUCGGGCGGUGGUGGGUGGUGGGUGACCACUAGGUGGGGUGUGAGCCUGGCUUCCACGGGUGUUAGGGAGCCCAGACCUCAGAACUUGGACCGGAAAUGGGCGUGGAUGGGACCAGAGAAGAUGAGGAUGCAAGAUCUUUGGAAAGCAAAGCACGAGGCAGGGUGGUACGGGGGUCACUGUUAUUUUAUCUUGAGAAAGGGGGUAGGCAGGAGUCCUUUUCUUCUGGUAAAUCAUAAAUGGCCCCAUAAAUUAGCCCCAUUUAGGAGGAAGCAGUCUGGGUCGUACGGGAUAAAGGAUUUCUCCGUUUUGAGUUGAGGGUGAUGAGGGCAGGAGUUUGGGGGCAUGGUGAAAAUAAUUACAUUAUAUGUGUGUCAAAAACAAAAUUUACCCUUCAUAUGUCUAUUAUACACACACACACACACACACCUGUUGAUCACAAUCCACUCGGUGUGAAAAUCACAGCCCUGGGGGAAACGGAGAAGGGACACCAUUCUUUGGUUUUUCUCACAUCUCUCUUAGAGAGACAACGCUAAUCUCUUUGCUCUGUCUUGGGACUCCCAAGUCCCUGCCCCCUUUUUAAGGAGAGAGGAAAUGAAGAGGCCUGGAUUUUUUUUUCAUGAUGUACAAUCUAAACUAUCCUUCCGUGUGU